CUUGGAUUCCAAUCAAAAUCCGUGUUUAGGGAAACUACCAGCAAGGUGUUCCCUGGCAAACACGGUGCAUGUGAUGCAAUAUCGGGGUUAAAGGCCCCUCAAAACAAUGUGCCAACGUUUUGCGCAUGUGUGUAUAAAAACAGUUGAUCACCGCUAAGAUAAUCAUUAAGUCACUGCGACCAGUCCUGUAGAGAUCAGUGCUUGUGAUUUCUGCUUCUGGGUUUUUGAUUUUCGCAAGAUGAGUUUUCUCACACAUUUCACAGUUUUCGUGUUGGUGGUACACGGGAUAAGUAAUGUAGCUUCCCACCGUGUAGAAACUCCGGGCUUAGAUCAACGUGCACCGGGGACGUCUGGGGAGCGACGGGGGGAAUCGACGCGGAACGCCCGCGGAGAUUCGGCAGGGACCCCGCAACUGGUCGAGUCCGAGCGGAACAUCCGCGGUUACGACCAGAGACUGAUCCAUGGCACUAGGAGCAAGCGGGGGGCUUUCAUCGUGGACGGGACAAAGUGGUGCGGGAUAGGAAACAAUGCUGAUAACUACGACGACCUCGGUGUUCACCGAGAGACCGACAUUUGCUGCCGGGACCACGACCACUGCCCUGAACAUAUCGCCGGCUUAUCAAGGGGAUACGGACUGUUCAACAGUCUUCUUUAUAGCAUCAGUUUGUGCAGUUGCGAUGAAAGUUUCCGUUUGUGUCUUCGAGCAGCCAACACGAGCGUUGCGACCGAGGUGGGCCGGUUCUUCUUUGACACUCUCCGCCCUUCAUGCUUCGAGUUAUCGGACGAGCUGACCCCGCGAUGCGUGCGGCGAUACUGGUACGGUGCCUGCCGGGAGUACGGGCUGCCGGAGAGGACGGCGGUGGUGGGCACGAACAAACACUUUAACGGCGAGGAGUACGAGGAGUACGAGGAGAACGAGGAGUACGAGGAGUACGAGGAGUACGAGGAGUACGAGUACGAAGACUAAAAUUCACCGGCUCGGGAAAUGAAGAACUGUUAACAUGUUAUGUAGCUUGUUAGUACAUGUCACCGAUCCACUAAGCCACGCCCUUCGAUGUUUUGACCACUCACGGCUGUUAUUUAUGCACAUGUGCACAUCUGCAUAUGACGCGCGCGUCUAGAACGCGCAGUGUGGGAUUGGAGAGGUGCACGUUCUGUUGCACACGUGAGUGGGAGGGGCCUAAUGGAUCCGUCCAUUAUUUCAUAGUUUCGAAUAUUAAUAGCCUAGCCGUGACACAAUGAAUUUGUAUUGUAUGUUAACAAGAACACAUGUACCAAAUACAAUACCACCCACGCUAUUCAUCAUUUUUAUGGAGAGAAAAGAAAUCACCGCUAUAAAUCGGCAAAAUACGUACACUGUCAGCCAAAUAAUGGCAUCAUGAAGAGCGCCUCUUUCUGUUAGAUGGUGUCCAAUCCAAUUGUGGAUGAACAGCGCCCCUUAGUAUAUGCAUUUUUUUCAUCAUGGAAAGAAUGCUGCAUCCUGACGCCACUUUUUUCCAUUACGUAUAUGUCAAUGAAGGGCAAACAUUGCAAAAAUGUUGAAAAGACAUAAAUCUGGGACUGAAAAACAUUUCCAAUUUUGUAAGGAAAUACUUCAUGACUCUCCAUGUUCAUGACUCUCCAUAGACUUUGUACACGACCAAAGAAGUGGCGUCUGGAUACUACAUUCUUUCCAUCAUCAUUAACAAUGUACACAUAAAAGAUAAUUACAAUUUACAUGUAUGUACAUAUAAUAAAUAUACUUACUUCUUUUUUUAAAUUCAAAUUUAUUCUCAGAUUUACCACAAACUGACAACUUCUUUUCUGUUUCCUAAGUAAGCUACUGACCAUCAACGUAGGCGAGAUAAUGAGGGAAGGGGAACGUUACAACUGCCAAAAUUUCCAAGAUUUGGGGGAAUUUUUCUCAAGAUUCGAAAUUCCUUUUAUAAGCAAACCGUGCAAAGAGUAGUUGGGUGGGGCAUGGUAGGGGAAGGAGGGGAAGGAGGGGUUAUUGUCCAAAAAGGUUAUAAUUUUUUGGAUGAAGGUCUGAGAAUUAAAACUUUGAAGCGAUCCAAAGAAGAGUGUUCUGUGUUUAAAAAGUAGUUUAACUCUAACGAUCCCCAACCAGCCAAACUCCAACACCAGGGUUUGUUGGAAUCUGUUAGGAUGAGUACUGCACUAGUAAACUGACCAUGCUUUACAUGGGAUUAGGCAUACCACAAAUAAACAGAGUCCAACUGUUAAUUUGCACAGUUUACCAUAUGGUGUUGGGAUUUGCAAGGAUGAGGAAGGUUCCUCGUAAAUCACUUUAGUGACUACAGUGUAUACAGUUUCCUUAAAUAUGAGCGCCCUCUAUUGGCAGCCGUUGGAUAGUCUAAACGACAGACUGCACCGAUACACAUGUACAUAAUACAAGUAAAACAUUAAAAGAAUAAUCAUAUUUACAAAUUCAUUUUUCAAGUUCAAGUUUAGUAAUUGUUAAUUUAAUAUCAAUGAUACACAGAUGGUAAUCGACUUUUGUUUUUAUAUCGUUAACUAUUUUUAGUAAAAGAGAAAACAAAAAUACGUAAAAAUCACUUGUCACUGAACUAAGGGUUUACCUUUCCAUUUUUGUUUAUUAAUUAAAAAGCUGACGCCAUGUUGCUGGCCUUUUUA
Molecule: messenger RNA, 2634 nt
Organism: Patiria miniata (bat star)
Lineage: Eukaryota; Metazoa; Echinodermata; Asteroidea; Valvatida; Asterinidae
Product: group 3 secretory phospholipase A2-like
Exons: 2
Coding region: 239-967 (242 amino acids)
Biological process (GO): arachidonate secretion; phospholipid metabolic process
Molecular function (GO): A2-type glycerophospholipase activity
Source: RefSeq, a predicted model, not a curated record